Centropristis striata (black sea bass) is the source of this 3032-nucleotide messenger RNA. Its product is annotated as RILP-like protein 1. The transcript has 8 exons. Gene Ontology annotation, cellular component: cytoplasm; ciliary basal body. The record is from RefSeq and is a predicted model, not a curated record. NCBI's taxonomy places the organism in Eukaryota, Metazoa, Chordata, Actinopteri, Perciformes, Serranidae. Gene Ontology annotation, biological process: cilium assembly. The coding region runs from base 191 to 1561 and encodes 456 amino acids. Gene Ontology annotation, molecular function: protein dimerization activity.
CCGACGUUUCGCACUACCUCGGACGUUGUUAAAGUUUCAACUGUCAACAAAAGUCCUCUUUAUGUUCACACUUGCUCCAGCCAGCAUAUGUAAACUAGGUUUUUCUACAGUAAAUGUGAGUCAACUCGAAGGGUGAGAGGAAAGACAGAUAUGCUGAAUGUCGGAGGUAUAAGUAAAGCAGAGGACAGACAUGGAAACCUGCGUUGUGUCAGCGCUGGAAAGACCCGCGGCGGAGCUGACGGUCAUGGAUGUGUACGACAUAGCGGCGGUGGUCGGGCAGGAGUUUGAGCGGGUCAUCGACAGGUUUGGGUGCGAGUCUCUGGUCGGGGUGGUGCCCAAAGUGGUGCGGGUCCUGGAGCUGCUGGAGGCCCUGGUGAGCAGCGGAGCCGCAGGACAAGAGGCCGAGGAGCUGCGGAGGGAGCUGGAUAGGCUGCGGCAGGAGCGGAGCGACAGAUACGAUCAGGAGAGGAAGCACCAGCAGGAGUUGGAGCUGGUGGAUGAUGUGUGGCGAGGAGAAGUCCAGGACCUGCUCUCUCAAAUCACCCAGCUUCAGGCAGAGAACAAGAGGCUGUUAGUGAGUCUCUCUCUCAAAGAUUCUCCCAUCACAGAGGAGGACCUGCAGAAGCAGGAAGGAAUGUCAGAGAAGGAGAAGCAGGUGAUUAAUAAGCUGAAAGACUUGGUGGAUAAGCAGAGGGAUGAAAUCAGGGCUAAGGACCAUGAACUGACAGUAAAAAAUGAGGAUAUUGAGGCGCUCCAGAUGCAGCAGCAUCGGCUGAUAAGAAUCAACCAGGACCUCCGUCACAGAAUAGGAGUGAUGGAGACUCAGGGCAAGACCCUGAUCCAGCAGAGGGCUGAACUGGAAGCUGCAGCCCAGGCCCGACAGCAGGAGCUGGGGGCUCUGCAGCUGGAGGUCACGAAGCUGAGAAAGGAGCUCCGGGGCUGGGAACUGGACAGAGAGGUUGCUGAUAUAGAAGAAACCUUUCUCACCAGAUCAGGGAUGUCACCACCUACAUCACCACAGGUGACGUCCUCAGCAUCUCACUCCAUCAAACCUAAUUCUGUGUGGGUGGAGUGUGGAGGGGACCCUAGCUUCCUGGCGAACUGCUUUGAGCGUGACAAGAGUCCUUCCCUUCUCCCAAGGUCACCAAAGAGAGAAAAUAAUGAGGAAGAGGGUGACGAAGAUGAGGACACGGCAGCAUUGUUACAGAAGGUUCCAGCUGAUACAGAGCCGGGCGAGGAGACAGACAGCCAGGAGCAGGAGUCAGACAAACCUCGCUUCACCCUGCAGGAGCUGCGGGACGUCCUGCAGGAGAAGAAUGAACUUAAGGCCCAAGUGUUCAUGCUACAGGAAGAGCUGGCAUAUUACAAAAGUGACGAGUUUGGGGAUGACGUCAGCUCCAUUGUUUGUCCUCCAUCUCCUCCACCAUGCUCCAGCUCCACUGAUCAGGCCGAAUCAGGAAUUAGACGAUUGUUCUUCACUGCCAUAAUGCCGAUGGUGGCAGCCGGUUUGAUUGCAGACGACCCUACGUUGUUCCCAAUCAGAAGACUUUCCUUUGUAUGACCCUUAGUUUAAAUUGUAAGAUUCUCCGAACUGUGUCAACACCAGUUUGUUUCUCUCAUCACAGUUUCUCAAUAUAAAUAUUUAAUUGAUUUAACGGCUGCAUUACUUUGUUAUUAAACUAAAACCGCAUGGUGAUUAUACACUGAAACACAAACUGUGAUAAAUCAACGACUGUUACUGGUGUCAACUUUUACAAUACAUUUUGGUAGAAUUCAUCUAACUCGGUAAGAGCUUUUAAUGGGCCCAGGUAGUUCAAAUUUCAGACAACUGGCCAUCUGGGCACUCUUAUGUGUAUUUAUGACCUCUCAGUGGCGUCAUACAUGUCAUUGCGUCACUUUAUAUAUUACAAAAAGUUCUUUGGUGCUUGAUAAUAAUAAUAAUAUGCUGUAUUAGGGCCGGGUGAUUGAGAAAAUCAAAUAUUAGAAUAUAUUUGACCAAAUAUCUCAAUAACAAUAUUUUGAUGAUAUUGUAGGGUUGACUAUUGGUGCUUUCACAAAAUAUUUACAGAAGAGAUUUUUGAUAAAUUAUCAUCAGUAAUGCGGAUAUAAUAACUAAGUGGAUAAAGGCAAAUAAUGCUAGAACAAUCUGGUAAUUUCAGAAAAUUACAUCACUUUACCUUAAUGCAGUCUUGUAGAGUAAAAUACAACACUUAAGGCAUAUUAUGACAUUCAAAGUUCAAAAGACGAUAUCUCAUAUCAUAUCACAAUAUCAACAGAAUAUUGAUAAAUUGCCCAGCUCUAUGCUGCAAUGUUUCUAAUUACCUUGCUUUACCCAAAUUAAAAAAUGGUGUCACUGCAUUUCCCUGGGGUAUGAAUUGAGUUCUCACAAACACUUUCAAGAUCCUUAGCAGUCUUUGAAUAAUGACGGUGUGUGGGGAACAGGUUCAACUGCUACAACACCCAUAAAUGGGCCAUCUUGUGUAAUUUAUAUUAAAAUGAUGUUAAAGGGGACAUAUUAAGAUCAUUUACAGGUUCAUUGUUGUACUUAAGGUUUCUGCUAGAACAUGUUUACAUGCUUUAAUAUUGAAAAACACUUUAUUCUCUCUCAUUCUGCCCAUGGCUGCUUAACUCUGCACUGCUGCGGCACUUUCUGUCAUGAAAAAUCAUCAAUAAAAGCUUCUAAACCAAAAACUACAUAUCUGAACCUGUUCCAGCAGGAAUGUGAAACUUAACUAAGGAAGAAAUGAACAAAAUUUAAUGUGAACAUCCGACAUUGUAAAAUUAUAUGACAGAACAUAAGAAAAAACAUAUUAGUUCUCCUUUAAGAUACAUUUGUCUAUAUAAUAAAAUGUUGUUUGAGUGUGGUUGCAGGGUGCAGCAAAACAGCUGGAUGUGCCUCUGUUUUCGACUACACCUUUUCCAACAAUAUUGAGUACUGUAAAAACAUGCCCUAACAACCAUUAUGUGCUGGGUUGCAUUUGUAAUGUAAUUCUUGUUCAGAAUAAACUAAUAAAGUUUUAUUUUUUAUUUUU